Brassica napus (rape) is the source of this 1487-nucleotide messenger RNA. RefSeq names its product serine/threonine-protein phosphatase PP1 isozyme 2. The transcript is spliced from 4 exons. Gene Ontology annotation, cellular component: nucleus; cytoplasm. Lineage: Eukaryota; Viridiplantae; Streptophyta; Magnoliopsida; Brassicales; Brassicaceae. Bases 229 to 1167 code for a protein of 312 amino acids. The record is from RefSeq and is a predicted model, not a curated record. Gene Ontology annotation, molecular function: protein serine/threonine phosphatase activity.
UCGAUAAACUCACCCAUCACAGAAACUCGUUAGAAACUAAAAAAAAAAAAAUAUUUGGGGAAACAAAACAAAACAAAGGCGAAAACUUUUUGGUCUGAAGAUCGAGAAAAGAUUUCGAAAUCAAAUUUGGUUUUCUGGGCUAUCGAUUUAUGUCCGAAAGAUUGAAACUUUUGUAAGAUAAAAAGAUCGAUUGGUGUUGUUAAGUUUCGAUCGCGUGGGGUCUUUGUAAUGACGCAGCAAGGGCAGGGAAGCAUGGACCCUGCCGUUCUCGACGACAUCAUUCGUCGUUUGUUGGAUUACAGAAACCCUAAGCCUGGAACCAAACAGGUCAUGCUCAACGAGUCUGAGAUCCGACAGCUUUGCAGCGUGUCUAGAGAGAUUUUUCUCCAACAGCCUAACCUCCUUGAGCUCGAGGCUCCAAUUAAGAUCUGUGGUGAUAUUCAUGGACAGUACUCAGAUCUACUGAGGCUAUUUGAGUACGGAGGCUUACCUCCUGCAGCUAACUAUCUAUUCCUAGGAGAUUACGUGGACCGCGGGAAGCAGAGCCUAGAAACAAUCUGUCUUCUCCUUGCCUACAAGAUCAAAUACCCUGAGAACUUCUUCCUCCUAAGAGGCAACCACGAAUGCGCUUCCAUCAACCGAAUCUACGGAUUCUACGAUGAAUGUAAACGCAGGUUCAGUGUCAGACUCUGGAAAGUGUUUACAGAUUCUUUCAACUGCCUCCCUGUAGCUGCUGUUAUAGACGAUAAGAUAUUGUGUAUGCACGGUGGCCUUUCUCCCGAUUUGACCAGCGUGGAACAGAUUAAGAACAUUAAGCGACCUACUGAUGUUCCGGACUCCGGUUUGCUAUGUGAUCUGCUUUGGUCUGAUCCGAGUAAAGAUGUGAAAGGCUGGGGGAUGAAUGACCGUGGGGUUUCUUACACGUUUGGACCUGAUAAAGUUGCUGAGUUUUUGAUAAAGAAUGAUAUGGAUCUCAUCUGUCGUGCUCACCAGGUUGUAGAGGAUGGUUAUGAGUUCUUUGCGGAUAGACAGCUUGUUACUAUAUUUUCAGCUCCUAAUUACUGUGGUGAAUUCGAUAAUGCUGGUGCUAUGAUGAGUGUUGAUGAGAGUUUAAUGUGCUCUUUUCAAAUUCUUAAGCCUGCGGAUCGGAGGCCUCGGUUCUUAUGAGAUUAUGACACUUGCUCAGAUUUUGCGAAGUUUUGAACUUUAUGAAUCUGAGAUUUGAGCUUCUAUGUCAGAUUCAUUCACUUACAGAAGGGUUCUUUCAUGUUGCAUUUUUCAGUUAGAGCCUCGCUGGAAAGAAGACGAAAUUGGCGAGAUGAAAACGGGAGAGAGAGAGAGAGACAUUUGAAACUCCCGGAGACUUUGUCCUGAGGCCUUUGCAAGAAGGCAGGAAAAAAAAACACAUUGUUACAUGUUAUAUCAUAUAAUCUUAUUUGAACUCUUGUAAUUUCUUUUCUCAAGACUUUAUGUUCUUAUGGUCUUCU